Manduca sexta (tobacco hornworm) is the source of this 2331-nucleotide messenger RNA. RefSeq names its product sodium-dependent nutrient amino acid transporter 1 (gene +nsd-2). Gene Ontology annotation, biological process: sodium ion transmembrane transport. The record is from RefSeq and is a predicted model, not a curated record. The transcript is spliced from 14 exons. Gene Ontology annotation, cellular component: membrane. The coding region runs from base 97 to 2028 and encodes 643 amino acids. Lineage: Eukaryota; Metazoa; Arthropoda; Insecta; Lepidoptera; Sphingidae. Gene Ontology annotation, molecular function: L-amino acid transmembrane transporter activity.
CUGAGUAAUAUAUAUUGCCAAUUUUAUAUGGAAUAGAAUUAUUUCUGUUCACUCGAAAAACUUUUGCUGUUGUGUUCAGACACCAACAGCCGUGAAAUGGAACCAAGCAAAGCCUUAGACAUUGAAAAUGAAGGCCAAAUAAAUAAAGGAUUCGAACCUGACAAUGCGAAUUCACGAAGUCUGGACCCUGUUAAGGGAUUUGAAAACUCACCAGAUACGCUAAUCGAAAGCAAAGAUAAAGCUAAAGAUAAAGAUAAAGAUAAAGCUGCCAACGAGAGACCGUACUGGGAUAAUCAACUUGAAUUUUUGAUGUCAUGUAUUGCCACUUCGGUUGGUUUAGGAAACGUUUGGAGAUUUCCGUUUGUGGCAUAUCAAAAUGGUGGCGGCGCUUUCCUCAUACCUUAUAUUAUAGUGUUAGUAAUUAUAGGUAAACCUAUGUAUUUCUUGGAGACUGUUCUUGGACAAUUCAGUAAUUCAAAUGGUGUUAAAAUAUGGGCCAUGUCCCCUGCCAUGAAAGGUACUGGAUACGCACAGGCUCUCGGUGCUACAUACGUACUCUCUUAUUACGUCUCGAUAAUAGCUCUCUGCCUUUACUAUUUAGCUGUUAGUUUUAAUUCCACCCUCCCGUGGGCUGUAUGUCAGCCAGAAUGGAUAAACUGCGUUCCUUCGGGCCAUGCCGCAAACGAAUCUGAAAUUGGUGGAAAAGCUGUAAGCAGUGCUGAAUAUUACUUUACGCAGACGGUCCUACGCCAGUCUGAUGGCAUUCACGAUGGAAUUGGCACACCUCUGUGGGAUCUAACAUUGUGCCUCGUUGCAUCGUGGAUUAUUAUUUUCGUAAUCGUUUCUCGUGGUGUGAAAAGCUCUGGAAAAGCUGCUUAUUUCUUAGCGUUAUUCCCAUAUGUCGUAUUGUUAAUUUUGUUGAUUAGAGCAGUUACAUUACCCGGAGCGAGUAAAGGUAUCCUUUUCUUCAUUACACCCGAUUGGACCAAGAUAUUAGAAAUUAGGGUGUGGUAUGCGGCAAUCACUCAAGUAUUCUUCUCCCUCUCUGUCUGCUCUGGAACUCUUAUCAUGUUUGCUUCAUACAACAAGUUUUCACAAAAUGUUUACAGAGACUCGUUGAUCGUGACCAUCUUGGAUACGUUUACGAGUUUGAUUUCUGGCGUAACUAUAUUCGGAGUGUUGGGUAAUUUGGCCUACCAGUUGAAUUACGAUGAUGUGGGCCAAGUCAUUGGAACCGGCGGCACCAGUCUGGCCUUCAUUUCGUACCCAGACGCGAUCGCCCAAUCACCUUUCCUACCGCAACUUUUCGCGGUUCUCUUCUUUUUGAUGAUGGCCGUAUUAGGCGUCGGUUCUGGUGUGGCUUUAUUAUCCACAUUAAAUACUAUACUACUGGACAAGUUCCCCCGUGUGCCAACAAUCUACAUGUCUACCGUGACCUGCACAGUCGGCUUGCUUGUUGGUCUGAUUUACGUUACGCCGGGCGGUCAGUACAUAUUGGAACUCGUGGACUAUUACGGAGGUACAUUCAUGAGAUUGUUUGCUGCUAUUACUGAAACUAUCGGUGUCUUCUGGAUAUAUGGCCUGGAGAAUUUAUGCCUCGAUGUCGAGUUUAUGUUGGGUAUAAAAACCUCGUUUUAUUGGAGAAUCUGCUGGGGAAUCAUAACUCCGAUCAUGAUGGUAGUCGUUUUUGUUUACGCACUCGUCACCACGGAUGAUCUACUGUUUGGCGGUGUUUACCAAUACCCACAAGCAGCAUACAUUGCCGGUUAUGUUCUGCAAUAUACAGGAAUUGCGUUGAUUCCUAUUUUCAUGGGAUUAACAUUCUGGAAAUAUAGAUCAGAUAGCUGGCUUGAGACCGUAAAGAGAUCAUUCCGCAAAAAGCCUACUUAUGGACCUAAAGACUCUCAGAAGCGCGAAGAGUGGCGCGCGUUCCGCACAGACGCGAAAUACGAGCGCGAGAUCAAGCGCAAAAACUGGUUCCACCACAUUGUAUUGAGUCUGUUUGGUGGCUACCGCUGGAAACGUUGACAACUGAUAGCUUUAAGUCUAUACUCGUAAUUAUGUAUGCAAAGUAAUAUUACAGUGAAGACUCGAUUAACCGGACUAAUGCUACUAAUCUAAACAGGGAUAAAAUUGAAUGUUUAAAGAAAAGAGUUUUUUGUACAUAUGAAUCAUUAUUAACACUAUUCUUUUCGUGGCUCGGUCCGCGUUAAUGCUUAUUUAUAAAAAGUAUCAUAUAACUCUCAUGGGUAUUUGUAUCUCUUGGUAACAGAGGACAGGAUCAUCGAGUCUCCACUAUAUAUAAAUUAAAUAUAUUUAUUAUUACCCGUA